Messenger RNA from Epinephelus moara (kelp grouper), 7236 nucleotides. It is a transcript of the gene gramd1bb, whose product is annotated as GRAM domain containing 1Bb. The transcript has 23 exons. The coding region runs from base 262 to 3057 and encodes 931 amino acids. Lineage: Eukaryota; Metazoa; Chordata; Actinopteri; Perciformes; Serranidae. Gene Ontology annotation, cellular component: plasma membrane; endoplasmic reticulum membrane; endoplasmic reticulum-plasma membrane contact site. The record is from RefSeq and is a predicted model, not a curated record. Gene Ontology annotation, molecular function: sterol transfer activity; sterol binding. Gene Ontology annotation, biological process: intracellular sterol transport.
AGGACUUCUGAGCCAGUCUUUCAAUCAGUUGGCUGGCAGGCAGACAGGGCAUUAACAUAAAGAACUGAGGGGGCUGUAUGAGGUCCACCAAAGAUUGUCAAGGAUCUAAACUGUGCCUCAUCUGUUCAGCACUAAACCUCAACUUUUUCUGUAGUUAACAGCCCUUCAAGCUGCGGAACUGCAGCAUUUGCAAUUCUUCUAACCAAGGAUCUUAAAAAAAGUACUUUGGAGGAUUUGCACUUCAGAAAGCUGGUCAGUACCAUGAGUGACACUCUUAGACCCCCUUCGCUCCAGGUGAGCAUCCCGAGCGAUUCUCCGGCAUACUCAGACGGAGGACGCAACGCAGUGUCAGAUGGCUCCGUGCGAUCCAGCUCCUCAACCCCGACUCUCCGGCGCAAGCGCUUCAAGAUGCGGCGCAUGAGGAACGUGCCGAGCGAGAGGGAGCUCGAAAGGGGGCGGCUAACCAUCGGUCACCUCACGGCCCAAUCCCGCUCCAGCUCCAAGGAGUACCUCCAGUUGCCUUCCAUUGAGAUCACACCAUCCAGCGAUGAAGAUGCCCCCUCUUCCUGGUCCAGGUGCUCCACGCCCAGCGCCUCUCCACGACGCAAGCGUUUCCUGUUGAGGAAGUGGCUGAAGGUCCGACAGAAGAAGGAGCAGUGCAGUGAGAGCAGCAGCCAGCAGAGCAGUCAGCAGAGCAGCCAGCAGAGUAGCCAUGAAGACGACAGCACUCGUUUCCUGACUCCGUUAAUCCGAGAGGAGAGGUCUGACAGUGCAGCGGACAAGAUCAGCACUGCCAGUAACUCAAACAAGAGCACACCCGCCUGCUCACCAGUCCUGCGUAAACGCUCGCGCUCUCCCACACCACAGAGCCAGGAGGGUGAGAACAUGGUGGAGAAGGGUUCAGACCACUCCUCUGACAAAUCCCCCUCCACGCCCGAGCAGGUUGUCCAGAGAACGUACUCCUUGCAGUCAGCAAGAAGCGGGGGAAAGAACUCAAAGUCUCACAAGCGACUUUCCAAAUAUGACAGACUAAACCUGAUUAAAAAGAGCCAAAGCUGGUACAACCAUGAAAGACAACACAUCCUGAGAGUGCUGAGCCCGACAUACAAGCAGCGCAAUGAGGACUUCAGGAAACUCUUCAAGCAGCUCCCUGACACAGAAAGGCUCAUUGUGGACUACUCCUGUGCUCUUCAAAGGGACAUCCUCCUGCAGGGACGACUCUACCUCUCUGAGAACUGGAUCUGUUUCUAUAGCAACAUCUUCCGCUGGGAAACACUGCUGACAGUGCGGCUAAAGGACAUCUGCUCGAUGACGAAAGAGAAGACUGCCCGCCUCAUUCCCAAUGCCAUCCAGGUCUGCACCGACACUGAGAAGCACUUUUUCACCUCAUUUGGAGCCAGGGACAGGACGUACAUGAUGAUGUUCAGACUGUGGCAGAAUGCACUGCUGGACAAGCCCCUGUGCCCCAAAGAACUGUGGCACUUUGUUCAUCAGUGCUAUGGCAACGAGCUCGGCCUAACUAGUGACGAUGAGGACUAUGUUCCCCCUGAUGACGACUUCAACACCAUGGGGUUCAGUGAAGAGAUCCCCAACGAAGAGAAUGAGAUCAACAAUGACAACUUGUCUAAGAGCAGCGCUGAGGCCAAGCCAGAAGGGAGUCCUCCUCUGUUACAUAAGAAGGUGGUCCCAAACAGCACCAUCCCCAGCCCAGGCAACCAAGACACACCCAUCACAUUUGACCUCCCAGCAGACGAGUAUGCAGACUGCCUACCAGACGGCGAGCUGCUUACAGUGCCCCUCUUAGUUGAAGAGAAGAACAAUGAUACCAGCGGGCCUGGUGGACCUGUCCCUUCACCGUCUCUGGACUUCAAUGACAACGAAGACAUCCCCACUGAGCUCAGUGACUCCUCCGAAACACACGACGAGGGUGAAGUACAGGCCUUUCAUGAGGAUCUGAAUGGCAGGCAGCACAUCAAUGAGAUCUACAAGUUCAGCGUGGACAAGCUCUACGACAUCCUCUUCACAGAGUCGCAGUUCAUGAGUGACUUCAUGGAACAGAGACGAUUCUCAGAUGUGGUGUACCACCCGUGGAAGAAAGAGGAGGCUGGGAAUCAGACCAGAGAGAUCUUGUACACCAUCUCACUGUCCAACCCCCUGGCCCCCAAAACAGCCACAGUCACUGAGACACAGACUCUGUACAAAGCCAGCCAGGAAAGUGAGUGUUACAUCAUCGAUGCUGAGGUCAUCACACAUGACGUGCCCUACCACGAUUACUUCUACACUCUCAACCGCUACAUGCUCACCAGGGUGGCCAAGAAUAAGUGUCGGUUACGGGUAUCAACAGAGCUGCGCUACAGGAAACAGCCGUGGGGGCUGGUGAAAGGCUUCAUAGAGAAAAACUUCUGGAGCGGGUUAGAAGAGAACUUCCGCCAUCUAGAGUUGGAGCUGUCCAAGCUGGAGGAGAUACUGACCGAGUCCCACCAACUGUCUCCGAAGGCCAAGGUGGUGAAAAACUCCACGGUGAGGCGGAAGAAGAGGCCACUCCCCCACAUUCGCAGCCAGCAUCUGGACGAGGCGCUCAGCCCCGUCACCACGCCGACGGAUGAGGAAGUGAUUCAGAGGAUCAAACAAGUGGCGGGCUCCACGCAAACCAGACACCAGAGUCCAGAACACCAUCACCUGCCCGGAGGCCUGGCUCUGUACAGCGUCUCCAAACUGCUGCUCAUCAUCAGCUUUGUCCUGGUCCUGCUGGUGUUCCUCAACAUGAUGCUCUUCUACAAGCUGUGGAUGCUGGAGUACUCUGCACAGUCCUUAACAACCUGGCAAGGUCUGCGGCUUCAUGAGAGUAAACUGCCUCAGACGCAGAUGGAGUGGGCCCAGCUCCUGGAGGCGCAGCAGCGUUACCAUGACUCCGAGCUGCAGAAGUGGAGGGAGAUUAUCAAGUCGUCAGUAGUGCUGCUAGACCAGAUGAAAGACUCCUUAUUGAACCUCCAGCGAGGCAUUGGUUUAAGGGACUACAGCUCCGAGGCUGAGGAGAAGAGAAGUCGCUAUCACUGACACAACACCACCAAGGCCAUGAGGGCAUGCUGUGCAAUAUACUGUAGGACCUGUUUUGUUUGUGAAGCAGUGUGCAGGCAACAGCCAGGCAGAGAGAGGGAGAGGACAGAGGGGGAGGCGGGACCAACGGUGAGCUGGUCCAAUGGACACAAAGAGAGGAACAGUCGUCUCCAGCGCACAAAGGUUUAAACCCCCAGGAGGAGGAAAUCACGGAUAGGAAGUGUCCCCAUCACACGCAGGAACUGAGGAGUCCCCGACAUCACUGAGGCAUUGUGGGAAGGUGCUCCUUCUUUACACCCUGUGGGAUAAACCGUUUCCUUCUACUCUCUUAUUUCCAAGUGCAUCCUACUGUAAGCCAUGUCGACCAGAGAGUCGCAGAUAGAGAGAAGGAAAACUACUGCAUGCAUUUAGACAACCUAGCUCCCCUCAGUCAGUGUUCAUGUGGUCCAGUUCCAGUCUAUGUGUGUCAAUAAAAAGAAGAACAGAAGACGAGGAGAGGUGGAGUCGAAGAGAAGGGGGGUCCUUUCGAGUCUUAAUGGCUGUCUACACUCUCUAGACUGUUCCAAACCAAUCGUCCCCCUAGAGGUCCUCGCUGCAGCGUCCCUUUAACCAACCUCCAUGUGAUCAGAGUGCAGUAUUGUUCCACAACCAAAAAAUGAAACAAGUGUUGUAGCUGGGAGCUCAUCCUCACCGAUCAGCCCCUAUUGCCUUGUUUGAAGCUGGCCUGUGUGGUCUCCGUCAGGGCUGGUUCCCUGUCAGAGUGUUGUGUUGAAAUAUUUAUAUGUUGAAGCUCAAGACUGAUGAGACCGAAGCCAGUACUUUUAACCCUGUACACAAUUCACAUAAUCAGUUGCCCCUGCCAGUGUCAGCCGCCAGUGUCAGCCACCGUGCAUUGCAUUAUUCCUCAUCCUUCUGAUGAAGUAGAAUGUAUUAGCCUGGACGAAAAGGCCAGACUUUGAUUGCAACAUAUUAAUUUCUCUGGAAAAAAAAAAGGGGUGCUGCAGCCAGACCGAUAGGUAGACCUGUGUUCUUACAUGUUUUAUUACUAAACUGUGACUAUAUCUCUUUAAAAAUGUUUCAAAUUAGAAAGAAUUCUAUGAAUAUAUUUGAAAUAUAUAAGAAUAUUUCAUUAUUUAAUAUAUAUAUUUCAAAAUAUAUAAACAUUACCUAUAUUUAUUGUUAAUUUAUGUACAUAAAGAAAUUAUCAGAGCUCUAGACCAGUUAAAGAUUUCUAACAAAAAGUGUUUUCUUCUAAAAAAAUGCAUGCCAGAUAUGUCUGUGACAUGUCCAGUGUGCAAGUAUGAUUCUGCAUUUGCGCGAUUAUAUUCGCGCUUGUGUGUGUGUGUGUGUGUGUGUGUGUGUGUGUGCGCGCGUGCAUGUAUGAGUGCGUGUGCAUACAAGUGUGUGCUGUAAAGUGUGACAUUUUUACCAUUCCACACUUGUAUGUUUCUUAAUUUUUCUUUUCUGGCUCCUGCAGCCAGACUGCCUUUUUUUUUUAAUGCUAAUGCAUCUGGAUGCCGCCUUGCAUUAGCCCCAGCAGGGUACAGUUUACAAUCGAAGAGUUUUGUUCCAAAAUGACAUAUCCAGCGUUAAAAAAAACAAAGUUACACCUACUUUUACAAAAUGAGUGAUUGCUUAAACUAUCAAUUCAUGUCAGCGUUUGACACAUACUAUGUAGCUUAAAUCCACGGUUGACAAAAGGAAGAAGAUAAAAUUGAUUGUCUAAAUGUUAAGAUGAACUUGAUUAUUUUUCUCUUGUAAAUGGAUAUAUAACAUUUUGGAGAUGAACCCUUCAUUUGCCCUCUUUGAGCAACUCCUUGCCCACGUCACCACAUUAGUGGCUUGACGACUCUUUGCUAAAAGGAAUAGUUUUCAAAUUCUUACAGAAAGAUGGAUGAAAAGACUGAUGCUAAAUGUGAAGCUACAGCCAGCAGCUGCUAAGCUUAGCUUUGCAAGAAGUUUCCUCCUGUUUCCAGUCUUUAUGCUAAGCUAAGCUAACAUCUCCUGACUCUAGCGUCAUAUUUAACAUGAAUAUUUGACUAUCAGUCUUCUCAUAUACCUCUCUGCAAGAAAGCAAAUAAGAAUAAUUCCCAAAUUGUCAAACUAUUCCUUUAAAAAAACCUGUUCACCCAUAUUAUACUCUCCCCUCCCCCUUUUCAAGUGUCUGUCUUGGAUGCACUGAAAGCAUGACGAUGAACUCUACGCAACUAAAUUGAACCAAAAGAAAGAAGUAGAAAUGUACCUUCACGAAUGAUCAUGUUGUUUUAAAUUAAGUAUUUAUCAUGUAUGUCAUGUAUUGUAUACAGUAUAUUCCGGGUUAGGUGCGGUUAAGAGCAUCUUUUAAGAGCCUGUCCACAGAGACCCCUGUCAGCUGACGGUCUUUGGCGAUGAAAGCACUUCCAAAAAUAAGAAAUCUUCCUUGUGUUAAAAAAAAAGAGAGAUGAAGUGAAGCACUUUAAGGCCUUUUCAGGUAAAGAAUGAAGGAAAGAAAUGGCAGCGGUAUAGUUUGGAGGUGAUUGCAGAGCUGAAGAAAUUGUGUCUAUGGUGUGUUUUAGUUAAUUUGACAAUCACACUGGUGAUUACCAACUUCCAAACCUGUUAAAAAUAACUGGAUUUUAAUCCUGCUGGCUCACAAAUGGUGUCACUUCCACCCAAAUAGAACAUUUGUGCAUUAUUCUGUUCAACAUGGGUAUCUCUUUCAGUGGCACAUCCCAAAGCCUUUCUUGUCUAUUUCAGGGCAAGGUAGGAAUGAGUGAUUCAUAUGAGGGAAAUGUUAUCUUUACUGUGUGCCUGCAUGGCGUGUUAACAGCAGAAAAGCUUCAGGAUUGGGCCUCUGCUGCGUGUGUGUCACAUUCAAAGAAGGCACUGAGUAUUGAUAACACAUGGGAACCUUAAGACCUGAAUGUGAGUGGUUGGAAAUGUUUUCUGUUUUAAAGAAAUCACUUUCACAAUCCUGAUGACACUGAAAGAUUACAGUGAAGUUACGCUUCAUGUAUAUGAUGGUACAGAAAUGUCAUAUGAACGUGUGAUUGAAAUGCUUUAAAGAGUUUGUUUUUCAUAUGAUGAAAUGGUUUUUUUUUUCCAGAUGCUUGAAUUAUAUUUUUUGUUUUGAAAAUGACAAACAUUCACAUACUGUUUUGAACGGGACAUGGUAAAUGCUUGAUUAAGUUGGUUUUACUCCCCAACUCCAGUUUUAUUGACACCUGAUUUUAAUCUCGGGACACUGAUGUUUUAUUUCACUGUCAAAGCUGAGUGAAAUGGUUUAUAGUGGCCGACACAUUUUAAUAUUGAGCUGCUGUAAAACGCACAUCCUCCUCAGUCCAAAUCGGAUAUUCUCUCGAGCCUCAGAGGAACUGUCACAGCAGAGCUGAAUUUCAUCUCAUAAAUCUCCACAGUUAUGCAAAUUAAACACUUUUGCAACCUCAUCAUUCCCUUUAAACCUCUGUGUUUCUUAUUUGGAGCAACAAAUUUGAUUUAAACCAAUCUAAACGUCUGACAGAUAACACCUGUUUGUUUUUUUUGCUUUUUUUGUUUUCAAUCUUCUUCACAGUUAUCUGCGUUUCAUGAAUGAUUGUAUGAUUGCUAUCACUGCACAGCUGUUGAACCAAGGUGACCUAAGAGUUCUGGGUGCCACCCGUUUUGUCACUGACAUGUAAUGAAUUGUGCGCUUCAUCGACUGUAUUAAUUGGCAUUUGCCUUGCUUGUCACAGAGCCGGCGAGACAUCGGUGCCACCCAUGCAUCACAGUGCUAGCUAACAGCCUUGGUUAACACACGAUAGGAAUCACACACAACCUGCUGAAAAUGACCACUGAUCAAACUCAUAGCAAAUGCUCUUCUUCGAGUGUGUCUUGAUAAAAUAUGUACUGGUGUAGUUCUGUUCAAAACGACUUCUACUGUAUGUUGUUUUGUUUUUUUCAUUUGUUUUUUUUUUUUGUUUUUUUUAGACAAUGUUUUGAUCUCUAGAGAGACUUUUAGUGACAUUUCUACAUGAGAUAAAUAUACUGUAAGUAUAUGUUGUGUAUAUCUGCAGUGUGCACACACACACACUGACAAAAGAAUCCAACCUGCGCUGCGCGUAGGUCCUGACUUGCCGAUGACUUUGCCUCAUAGAGACUGAAGAUAAAAGUGGCUUUCUGGUUCAUGUGAAGUAGAGAUUGGAAGUAUGAAUAAAAAAUAUA